Messenger RNA from Saccostrea cuccullata (small rock oyster), 4144 nucleotides. Its product is annotated as protein mothers against dpp-like. The record is from RefSeq and is a predicted model, not a curated record. Gene Ontology annotation, molecular function: RNA polymerase II cis-regulatory region sequence-specific DNA binding; DNA-binding transcription factor activity, RNA polymerase II-specific; I-SMAD binding. NCBI's taxonomy places the organism in Eukaryota, Metazoa, Mollusca, Bivalvia, Ostreida, Ostreidae. Gene Ontology annotation, cellular component: heteromeric SMAD protein complex. Gene Ontology annotation, biological process: BMP signaling pathway; regulation of transcription by RNA polymerase II; SMAD protein signal transduction. The transcript is spliced from 6 exons. The coding region runs from base 176 to 1576 and encodes 466 amino acids.
UUCUACAUUCUAAGUUGGUAAUUCGGUCGCUCGUCGUUCUGUCGCCUAAUCACAAUACCGUUAAUUUUCAUCGUCUAAUCGGAUAGUAGAUUGAUGGAAAGUAACAAUUAUCCGUUAAUUAUUUACAAGGAUCUUUGAGAAGAUUUUGAUAUCGAUCCAAGAGGUUGAUACUGGAAUGAGUUCCCCCAUGUCCAGUCUAAACAGUCUUUUCUCAUUCACGAGUCCUGCUGUAAAGAGACUUCUUGGUUGGAAACAAGGAGAUGAAGAGGAAAAAUGGGCUGAAAAGGCAGUUGACUCAUUGGUAAAGAAACUGAAGAAGAAGAAAGGUGCAUUAGAAGAGUUGGAGAAGGCCCUGAGUUGUCCAGGACAACCGAGUAAAUGUGUUACAAUCCCCCGCUCACUGGAUGGUCGAUUGCAAGUGUCCCACAGGAAAGGACUACCACAUGUCAUUUAUUGCAGGGUGUGGCGAUGGCCAGAUCUGCAGAGUCAUCAUGAAUUAAAACCUUUAGAUAUAUGUGAAUACCCAUUUAGUGCUAAACAGAAAGAAGUAUGCAUUAAUCCUUAUCACUACAAAAGAGUAGAAAGUCCAGUGCUACCACCAGUCCUUGUUCCACGCUACAGUGAGUUUCCUGCAGGUCAUGGAUCGCCGCCCUCAUUGCCCCCAUUCCAACAAGCCCCAGAACCAGCAAUGCCACACAACAUAAGCUUUGACCCUAAUGGCUUUCACCCAUCCCAGGGACCUAACUCUCCUGCUAGCUCAGGACCGGGCAGCCCAUAUGGUUUGCCAGCGGGCACACCACCACCAGCAUAUCAGCCACACGAUGAUAAUGCCAAUGUGAAUAACCAAAACAGAAACAACCAUCCACGGCCCCACCAUCAGCCAAUGGACACAAUGCCUGCAUCCUCCCAUGGAAACAGAGUAGGACCUGGAGGUAUGUCUGUAAAACUGACAGAUCUGCAGCCAGUGACUUAUCAGGAACCCCAGUUCUGGUGCUCCAUUGUCUACUAUGAGCUGAACAACAGGGUGGGGGAAGCCUUCCAUGCAUCACAAACAAGCAUUGUUGUUGACGGAUUCACCGAUCCUUCUAACAAUGCAGAUCGAUUCUGCUUGGGAUUACUGUCAAAUGUUAACCGCAACUCUACCAUAGAGAAUACCAGAAGACACAUUAGUAAAGGUGUGCAUUUGUAUUAUGUGGGAGGAGAGGUGUUUGCAGAAUGCCUGAGUGACUCUAGUAUAUUUGUUCAGAGUCGUAACUGCAAUUACCACCAUGGAUUUCAUCCCACCACAGUGUGCAAGAUUCCUCCGGGCUGCAGUUUGAAGAUCUUCAACAACCAAGAGUUUGCAGCUCUACUCAGUCAGUCUGUCAACCAUGGCUUUGAGGCUGUCUAUGAACUCACCAAAAUGUGCACCAUUAGGAUGAGUUUUGUCAAGGGCUGGGGGGCAGAGUACCACCGCCAAGACGUGACCAGCACCCCUUGCUGGAUUGAGAUCCAUUUAAAUGGCCCCCUGCAGUGGCUGGACAAAGUCCUGACUCAGAUGGGUUCCCCUCACAACCCUAUCUCUUCUGUAUCCUGAUCGUCAGAACCCUCCGUCUCUCAAACCAAUCGAUCUCGAGGCCAAAAAAAAUAUCACCGGUCACUCAGUGUUGUCAUGUACAUCGAAUUGUCAAAGCUAAAAAUGGAGAUGUCCAACCAGAAUUACAAAAUUUAUGUUAUAUCUCAGAGUGUUUUUAUAUAUGUAAACUACUCAGCAGUUGUAUGAUGAAUAAGCAGUUGUCUGUGCAUUCCAAAUGAGUUAGUGCUUUGUAUAUCUGAGUUGCCUACAGUUGUCAGCUAUAGCAUGUUUAUAGAUAUCAUCAGUUUUGAGGUUGUAAUGUUUUCAAGGGUAAUCUUACUGAAAGUGGUAAACUUUUUUAAAAGUGGCAAAAAUUUGUGGAGAAGGAGAUAUAUUAACACUCAAAGUGCACCAUUAUAUUUUAUGUUUGUAGAAAGAUGGUGAAUUAUAAAUUAUUUGAUAGAUGAAAGGGUAUAUACAUGUAUAUAUAUUUAAUAGUAUGUCUGCAUGUCAUCUUAAUUCUUGUUGUUAGUUCUGUGAUGUAAAUAUUGUGCUAUUCUAACAGACACUGCAUAUCUACUAACACUAUUUGUUGACACAAAAAAGCCUUAAGCUUAGAUACUAGCAAUUAUGAGUAGUAAAUUAACCAGGAACUUUUUUUUUUGCUCACUCCAGUAGAAAUGCAGUGUGGCAUUAUUGAUGAUAAGAUAAAACCAUUCUGGGGUUGCUACAUUUGAUAAAAGAUGAAUGUUGCAUGAUAAAAGAUUAUAGUCUUCAGCAAACUUGAUCAGAAAUACAAUGUAGUAUGGACAUUCACAUACCAUAUCUAUUGAUGCAUGUUGGAAACAUAAAAUUAUCAUUAAAUUUCAUAUUGACAUGAUUUUGUGAACAAUAUAAAUACCUUUUAGAGAUAUUGUCAAUCAGCUGGAUUUGUACAUACUGUAAUAAUGGCAUAUAUUGAUAAAGCUGAAAAAGAUUUACUUCUCUUCAAGACAUGGUAUUUUUUUUUUUAUUUCAGAUGGGAUAUUUUCCCUUCUUCUUUAGUGCACCUGCACAAAAUAAAUAGUUCAUGAUUUUCAGACUACUUAACCAUAUGUUGUAUGUUUCUAAACUACUGCGUUGUACAUUUGAAGUUGUAGGAAAAAAGUUUGAUGCUAUUAACAAUGAACAAAAAACUGUAUUCUAAACUACAUGUAUGUACAGUGUAUGAAUGGUAAAACUGAAAUUUAUAGGAACAUUUUUAUAUUAAUUGUUUGCAGAACAAAAUUAUGAUUCAUUGUAUACGCUUCCGAAGUAAGUGCUGGAUUUAUAAUUUUAUAGUUUAUACUUGUUUAAAGUGAAAGAGCAACUGAUGUGAUAAAACAUUUUUACUUCAUUGUUUAUUAUUUUCUGGGUCACAAAAUAUAUAUUCUCUGUUACAAAUGUACCCCCAUGAAAUGUAGAUUACUUAUUAUAUGCCAAUUCUCCAAUUAUUUAUGAUCAUGUGAUAAAUAUUUCAAAUAUUUGGAUCUGCAAAUUUUGUGUUUUCGAGAAUUUGCAAUUGAAAAUGUUCCCUGUGUACUUGAUCAAACAAUGUAAAUGAAAUAUUGGUGUUCUGGUGUAUAAUAAGUAAUCUACAACACAUUAUAUUGAUUUUCUCUGGGAAAUAUCUUGCAAUGAAUUGAUUUGCUUUUUCAGAAGGGAUCCCAGAUUAGGCUUAUGUCAGUUAUAAAGAGUUGAAAAUGAUAAGAAUUUUUACUAUUGUUGAUUUAUAUGAACUUUUUUUAUAUAUAUAUUCUAAGUUAAUGUCAAAUGAAAAAUAUAGGUUGUAUUUUUUAUUUUUGCAUUUUACUAUAUUGAGCAAGGUUUUUGAAUGAAGAUGUAAUAUUUUGUUGCUGGAUACAUAAUGACUUUUAUAAUGUAGAAUGCAGUUGGAGGCAGAUGAUUAAUAGCUUGUUUAAAUUGAGGAUGUAUAAAAAAGUGAAAUUUUCCUACUAUUAUGUGUACAUCAAUUUCUAUACCUUUCACAAUCGUUUGAUACAGGGAGAAUUUUCUUGUCCUGUUUAUGGUAAUUGUCUGUAUACUCCUGUGUAGUACCAGUGUAUUGAUGUGUAAUAACAGUGAGGUCAAAGGUCACAGGGAACUUAGGAGGCAGCCUUUGUUUAGAUCUGAUCAUGCCAUAUUGAGUAACGGAACUUGGCAUCUUACUUUUCUGUGUCCAUCAUGUAGUUAAGUUUUUAACUCUACCAUUGCAGUUGUGUUGCUGCAGAUAGAAAUAUUUAGAGCAAACUGUCUUAGCUUUUGAAAAAACCAAGAAUCUCUCCCAAGCUAUGUUUUACAUCAUUUCUUUUGCCAAACUUUGAUCUUUUUACAUUUAUUCAAUUUCACAAAGGUGUCCUUGUUGUAAACAUAACCUGUGCAAUGCAUUUACCGUAAAAUUGAGAAAUGUUUAUGUUGCAAUGAACAAAAAAGCAUUACAUUAUUUCAGCAUGUAGUUGUCACCAGUAUUGAUGUGAUGACUGCCUUUUUUUCCUGCUUGUAGCUAUCACUGCAUGUAUAAAUAUACUGCUUCAGAUGUCAUCAGCUGCAUAAUAAAAGAGAACCUUACAA